Molecule: messenger RNA, 6331 nt
Organism: Neolamprologus brichardi
Lineage: Eukaryota; Metazoa; Chordata; Actinopteri; Cichliformes; Cichlidae
Source: RefSeq, a predicted model, not a curated record
CAUAACAGCACCGGAUAGUGACCGGGUUCACAACAAACAAAAUUAAAUAUAGUAACAUUAUUUAGCGUUUAUCUUUGCUAUCUUGUAAAUUAGGAUUCGUGAUGAAUUGCCCGAAUACGCAUGCGCACUAAGUCGUGUAAGCGAUGGCGACAUUCCUGCUUUUUAUGCGAGGAACAGGGUUGGAUGGAAAGUUAUCUCGAUAAAACUGAGGGUUAGACAAACGUUAUCGAUACUUUGCAUCGUCACAGUCGCUCGCUAGCUACUUCGACCGUUUUAAGGUGCUGUUAACGCGAGCCUGCGUCGUUCAUGAGAAGACCGCAUACUAUCUUGCUAACUGUUAGCUAGGUAGCUUACGCUAGUAUGUCACACUUUGCCUUGUCUUGUGUUUGUCUGGGUAGCUAGCAAGUUAUCAUCAGCUUCAGGUUCUGCAGAAAGUUGCUGGUCAUCCAAGCUUGCUGACGUUAAACAUUUCGGGGAAGAGCUGCAUAAGACUCAUCACUGUGCAUCGGCUUGUUCAGCAAGACUGCUGCUCUGCCAACUGACUGGCAGUACCUCUUCAGUGGUGUGAAUGAGGGAGACAUGGCAGACCACACGCCACCUCUGGAGUCUGGCCAGCUUCUCAGCCCUGAACUCCCAAUCCUGGCCUCACCACCACCCCCAGCCAUGGUCAACGGGGAGGGCCCCCAGCAGGUAAUCCUGGUGCAAGUAAACCCAGGUGAGGCCUUUACUAUUCGACGAGAGGAUGGUCAGUUUCAGUGUAUCACAGGUCCUGCUCAGGUUCCCAUGAUGUCUCCAAAUGGUUCAGUGCCUCCAAUCUAUGUGCCUCCUGGAUACAUUUCACAGAUCAUAGAAGAGAACGGAGUGCGGCGGGUUCUGGUUUUACCUCAGCAACCAGAGUUCCACCCAGGGGGGCACUCCCCUCUCCACCAUCCUCCUCCACCACCCCAUGCCCACCUGCCUGCCUUCAUCCCACACCCUGCCAUGAUGCCCCCUCCACAUCACCUGUAUACAGGCAUGGCAGGGGGCGUGGGCGACAUGAGCUCCCAGUACAUCUCUCAGUACCAUCCAGCUCAUAUUUACCCGGAGCAGGUCUCUACAGAUUCUCACUCCCAACAUGGACGUCCAUCGUUGGUUCACAGAGAUGACAGAACUAACAAAACACAUGAACGUCUGCAGAAGAAACUGAAGGAGCGUCAAGGAGGAGGGCAGGUGAAGGACAGCCCUCCCUCGUCACCACAGAAGUCCUGCAACAGUCCCCCAACGGUGGACAUUCAUAACGGUAUUGGAGGGAAAGGGCUGGAGGCAGAGCAGGGGCAACUUAGGCACACAGUGUCCUCUCCUGACAAGCAGACAGGCAAGCGAAAAAUUGGAGAGUCAGCAGUACUUGACAAGGAGGCGCAGGCCCUACAAGCGCUCUUGAGCACCAUCAAUAAACCAGAGGUGUCAGACAUCGAGGCCAGAGGAGCAACAGUGAGCUGGAGUGCGCCCACCAAGCCAGAAAGUGAGAAUGACAGCAAGGAGGAUGACCCCAGCUUCUCAGAGCCUCUCUGCUAUGAUGUCUCCAUCUCAAUUAGUGGUAAAGAUGGGAAGUACCAGAGCAUGCACUGUGUUGUACCACUUCUGUGUUUUCAUUCAUACUGUUCUAUGGCUCCAUGUGACAAUGGUUCCAAAAUUCAAAACUACAUACUCCAGUGGGAUGAGGGGAAUGGCACUGGUGUUUAUGAACAGUGCUACUAUGGACCUCAGAAGCAGUACAAAGUGACCAAGCUUUCUCCAGCUUCACGAUACUCUUUCCGCCUUGCAGCCAAAAAUGACAUGGGUACAAGCGAGUUCAGUGAAGUGGUGGACCUGUUCACCUCAUGCAGUGUGCCAUUGCCACCCUUCCCUCCAGAGCUGGAGAUGGCGGGGGUGACCUGGCUGUGUCUGAAGUGGCAGAGGCCUGCUAGCUCUCCAAAGGAGGAUGACAUCUUUUAUACUUUGGAAAUGGAGGAGGAAGGCUCGGGAUAUGGCUUCCAGACAAGCUACAACGGUGACGAACUCUCCUUCACCGUUAGAAAUCUCCACAGGAGCACCAAGUACAAGUUUAGGGUGGCGGCAUACAACUCAGAGGGCAAGAGCAACCCUAGCCAGGUGGUCGAGUUCAUCACAAAACCAGAUAUACCUGGCUGUCCCUUCAAGCCUGUCAUCAGAGGAAGAGUCCUGCCCAACAGCUUCAAAAUGGCCUGGGAACCCCCUAAAGAUGAUGGUGGCUCAGAAAUCACUAAGUAUGUUGUGGAGCUGUCUGAAGGCACAAGUGGCUCACCGUGGGGGCAGGUGUACUCGGGGCCAGCUCUGGAACAUGUGUGUGAGGGCUUGAAGCCCGGCUGCUCCUACCAGACGCGAGUUUACUGCAUGAGCGAGGGGGGGCAGAGCCCGCUGUCAGAGACCCUGCAGGUCCAGACUCCCGCAGUGCCCCCGGGGCAAUGCCAGCCCCCUCGGUUGGUGGGCAAGCCCAAAGCCAGGGAGGUGCAACUGCGCUGGGGUGUCCCUCAGGUAGACGGAGGAAGCCCGGUCUCUUGCUACAGUAUAGAAAUGAGCGGGCCACAGUCUGAGGAAAGCAAAGAGGUUUACCAGGGUCCAGAGCUGGACUGCUCUGUAGGAGGGUUAAUGCCUGGCAAAACCUAUAGUUUCCGGCUCAAGGCAGCAAACAAGGCUGGGUUUGGCCCUCUUUCGGAGCGCUUUGAGGUUACGACUGGCCCCGGGGCCCCUGAGCAGUGCAAAGCUCCCUCCACCACAUGCAAGUCCUCCAGCUGUGUUGUUGUGAGCUGGGAGGCCCCUCCUUGUAAUGGAGCUCCGGUGACAGAGUUUCGUCUGGAGUGGGGAGCAGCUGAGGGUAGCAUGCAGAUUUGUUAUAGUGGACCAGGCCUCAGUCAUGAAAUGAAAGGCCUACUGCCUGCAACCAACUACUUCUGCCGGGUGCAAGCUGUGAACGUGGCUGGUGUGGGUCCCUUCAGCGAGGCAGUGUUUUGCCUGACGCCCUGCACUGUGCCUGCUGCUGUCAGCAACAUAUACGUGCUCAAAGAGUCUGAGCUGCGAAGUUACGAUACUCCAGUGGAUGCGGAUGAAGAUGAGGAAGAGGAGGAGAGUGAGUCCCGGCCACAGCCGGUCUACUCUCCGUCCACCUGCCUGGGUAUUUGCUGGGACCCUCCAUGCGAUCACGGCUCUGAGAUCAAUUCCUACCUGAUUGACAUCGGAGAGCGACAACCUAUCGUUGUUGGUCCGGUCACCAAACACGUCAUCCAAAAUCUACAGCCUGACACCAGCUACAGGAUUCGAAUCCAAGCCCUUAAUAGCCUGGGAGCAGGCCCCUUUAGUCACACCUUUAAGCUGAAGACAAAGCCCCUGCCCCCACAGCCCCCCCGCCUGGAGUGCACCGCCUUCAGCCACCAGACCCUCAGGCUCAAGUGGGGUGACGGCCCAGCCAAAGCCACCUCAGAUGCCCUUCAGUAUCAGCUGCACAUGGGGGACAAGAAUGGCAGAUUUAUAUCCUUGUAUAAAGGACCAUGCCACACACACAAAGUCCAGAGGCUUAAUGAGUCUACCUCUUACACGUUCCGCAUCCAGGCCUUUAAUGAGGCGGGCGAAGGGCCCUUCUCCAAUGUUUACACAUUCACUACCCCACGUUCUCCUCCAGCUCCUCUGAAAGCCCCUAAAGUGGAGCGUCUGGAUGAUAACUCCUGCGAAGUCACGUGGGAGGCCCUGCCGCCUAUGAAGGGGGACCCAGUAAUCUACAGCUUGCAGUGUAUGAUAGGAAAUUCAGAUUUUAAACAGGCUUACAAAGGCGCUGCCACAACCUUCCAUGUUCAGAACCUGCAGCCCAACAGUGACUAUCGUUUCCGAGUAUGCGCUAUCAGGCAGUGCCAGGACGCUCCGGAGCUGAGCGGUCCCUACAGCCCCACGGUGACCCUCUCCUCCCAGCGGAAUGAUGCGGCGCUGGCCGGCAGCGCGGUCAGCUCAGGAUCCAGGAUCGGCACAGAGUCCACCCGAGCCAGACAGAGCCUGAGCGACGAGCAGUGCGCUUUCCUCAUCCUCAUGGUUUUUGCCGUCAUCGCCAUCCUCAUCGCUUUUGUCAUCCAAUACUUUGUCAUCAAAUGAGCAGUCUGCACCCCCCAGCUUCAGGGUUAUAGCUUUACUCUUCCCUGCCCCUCUGUCUCUCUGUUGUUUUGUAUCCUUUAUUUUGUACUUACUAUUCUCCAGUUUCAACGGAGUAAUUGCAUUAGCCGAACUGGGGCGCAGCAGGAGGAUGGGCGGGUGAGUGGGCGCUAAAUGGAAGUUAUAAAUUGAGGAUGUAACGUCUCAUUUGGCACCUGUGAUACCUUCCUGACUCUCCUUCCUCUGUCUCCCCGCCCCAAGGUUGUGGUAUCUGUUGAGUCCAAAUGCCUAAUCCAUCACGAUUAGCUUCCUGUGCAAAAGGAACUCAGAAAGCAUAGGGAUAGGGUUUGCUUCGGGGAAGGGCUGGGGAGAAGUGGCGCAUAUAUAUAAAAAUGUAUAGAAAUAGUCAUUAUUUAUAUUUCCAUUUAAGUGUCCAGUAAGAAACAGUUUUUUGAUAGAUGUGUUCCAAAAAUAGUCUGUAGGUGUAAACCUAUGUGCUAUUUGAUCCUGGGACCUGGUGGGCCAGUGUUUGCACAGUGAGGUGUGUCCAGAUGUGUUUACUGUAUGUAGUUUGUGCCACUGCGGUACACGGCUGGGAGGGCCUCAGGGCCACACGAAGGGACGUGAUUCCCCAUGCUGGAGUUUGUUCGAGAAGUCUAGGGAAAGAAGAAUCUGAAGAGUUAACCUUGUUCACAUUAGUAGGACGUUCAUUUAGCACUUUCCAACCUUUUUGAUGUUCAGAAUGUUUAAGGAUGCAAAAAUGACUGGAGAAAUGUUAGUAUAUUUUUGUACAGUGAAGACACAAGGAUCUGUAAGUUUGAGGGAAAAAAAUGCUCAGUAUAAAGUUAGAAAACAAAAACCAAACUAACAGUGAAUUCUAAUUAUUUUUACUAUCAUAUAGUUAUACUGUAGCUUGUUUUUACAAUCAUGCAGCUGCUUUACUCUGAGAUAUUGUUGUUCAGCACAAAAAAUGUAUGCUUUCUCAUAUGUUCUGUUUUAUUUCGUUCUCCCCGGUAAUUGAUUUUGCACCUUAGUGAAAGAAAACCUAGACUGACUGCGUCUUGGUCUUGUGAUGCAUUUUAUAGAACACACUUUGAGAUUGUGAAAGCCCUUCAUGUGUUUUGGGUGUUUUUAAAAGUUGUUGAAUCACAUGACGUGUCACUGAAACAGCUAAUCAGCAAAAAUGAAAAAAUGAAAUAAAUUAAAAAAAAGGAUUUAAAAAAAGAAAACCAGAGGGAAAAAUAUCACAAGUUGUUUCAGAGGCCUUAAUUGGAGAGGAAAAAAACUUUGGGAGAUUUUUUUUUUCUUUCUUAAUUUCUCUUCAGUUCUUAUGGGGUUUUUUUAGUGUUAGAAAACACUACAAUGUGUUUCAUUUUACUUUUGCAAAAUUCAUUUGGUGUUUAGUAAACAUGUAUAAUCAUGAGAGAAAUGGAAAGUAGUUGUAUGUAUUAAAUUUAUUUUGGUUUCUUUUUUUUCAAGUCAUACAUGUGUGAAGUAUAUUUUUUUAUGAUAUUGAAGUAAUAUAAGUUAAUACUCUCCAGAACAUUAAAAGAAGAAAAAAAAUCCUGUCAUGAAUCAUUGAAAGCUGAAACAAAAUGUGUUAUCAUGUACUUCCUGUGAAUCUAAAUUUGCCUUUUCUCUGUGUGUUAAGUAUUUGUAACAGGUUGCUAAGCUGAGUUUUCAGUGGUGAUCUGGCUGUAGAGUCUAGUGAUUGGUUUUGGGCAGAUAACUGCUGUUGCAACUUUCAAAAUGAAAUGCAGGUACCUUGCAAAACAUCCUGGAUAAUUACAUGAUUUGGUCCUUCAGACAUUCUGCAAAUGUCUCCUCUUUGUCAUUUAAAAAAGAAGAAGAAAAAAGAUUCAAAAUUCCUAUUUUUGAUAGCAAUUGCAAAGCGUGCCAUUUUAACACCUCUUCACCCGGGGGCUUACUACCUUUGGCUGGGGAGAUUAACAAAAUGCUACAAAAAUGAGUAAAAUAUGCACAAAACAGACCAUUUUUAUGUAAUUUUAAUGUUUGCAGUUACCUCAUACACCGUACAUUCCAAAAUGAAAAUUUGUUAUACUAUACAUACUACCAGACAUAUCACUUUACAAUGUUCGUUAUGGGAAAAAUGUAUAAUCAUAGAUAUGUAUCUAAAGUGUAUCUGUAUAGUCAUGAUAUCUACAAAGGAUCCAUGCACAAUAAAAGAUUUAUAAUUCUU